GCGGGCCGGCCGGGAGGAGGGAGGGAACUGGCUCGCGGCCGCGGCGCUGAAGUUUCCUGCCCGCCGCGCUCCCACCCUCUGCUGGAGGCCCGGGCCAUGCCGGAGCGCUGGGGUCGAGCGACAGCAUGAAGGGCGGCGACCGCGCUUACACCCGAGGUCCCUCUUUGGGGUGGCUCUUUGCUAAGUGCUGCUGUUGCCUCCCGUGCAGAGAUGCAUACUCCCAUUCCUCAAGCGAAAACGGAGGCAAGUCAGAGUCAGUGGCCAACCUGCAAUCUCAGCCCUCCCUGAACUCCAUCCACAGCUCCCCAGGUCCCAAGCGUUCCACUAACACUCUUAAGAAGUGGCUGACGAGCCCUGUGCGCCGGCUCAACAGCGGGAAAGCAGAUGGAAACAUCAAGAAGCAGAAGAAAGUACGAGAUGGCCGGAAGAGCUUCGACCUGGGAUCUCCCAAGCCUGGGGAUGAGACGACCCCUCAGGGAGACAGUGCAGAUGAGAAGAACAAGAAAGGAUGGGGUGAAGAUGAGCCAGAUGAAGAGUCUCACACCCCUCUGCCUCCACCUAUGAAGAUCUUUGACAACGACCCUACACAGGAUGAGAUGUCCUCCUCUUUGCUAGCAGCCCGGCAGGCUUCCACUGAAGUACCUUCUGCUGCAGACCUUGUCAGUGCAAUAGAACAAUUGGUCAAAAGCAAGCUGAGUCUAGAAGGAGGCUCAUACCGGGGAAGCCUGAAAGACCCUGUAGGCUGCCUGAAUGAGGGGAUGACCCCACCCACACCUCCUAGAAACCUGGAAGAAGAACAGAAAGCCAAAGCCCUGAGAGGCAGGAUGUUUGUCUUGAAUGAGCUGGUACAGACAGAAAAGGACUAUGUCAAAGAUCUGGGGAUUGUGGUGGAGGGCUUCAUGAAGAGAAUAGAAGAAAAGGGUGUCCCUGAGGACAUGCGAGGAAAGGAUAAAAUUGUGUUUGGAAAUAUUCACCAGAUUUACGACUGGCAUAAGGAUUUUUUCCUGGCUGAACUGGAAAAAUGUAUCCAGGAGCAAGACAGGCUGGCACAGCUCUUCAUCAAACACGAGCGGAAGCUGCACAUCUACGUGUGGUACUGCCAGAAUAAGCCGCGCUCGGAGUACAUCGUCGCCGAGUACGACGCUUACUUUGAAGAGGUGAAACAGGAGAUAAAUCAAAGGCUGACACUUAGCGACUUCCUUAUCAAGCCAAUUCAGAGAAUCACAAAGUACCAGUUGCUCCUCAAGGACUUCCUGAGAUAUAGUGAGAAGGCUGGUUUGGAGUGUUCAGAUAUCGAGAAAGCGGUGGAGUUAAUGUGCCUUGUUCCAAAACGCUGCAAUGACAUGAUGAAUCUGGGACGCCUGCAGGGCUUUGAGGGCACCCUGACCGCCCAGGGGAAGCUGCUACAGCAGGACACGUUCUAUGUGAUCGAGCUGGAUGCGGGCAUGCAGUCCCGGACCAAGGAGAGGCGUGUGUUCCUCUUUGAGCAAAUCGUCAUCUUCAGUGAACUGCUAAGGAAGGGAUCCCUCACCCCAGGCUACAUGUUCAAAAGGAGCAUCAAGAUGAAUUACUUGGUCCUGGAGGAGAACGUGGACAACGACCCCUGCAAGUUUGCACUCAUGAACAGGGAGACUUCGGAGAGGGUCAUUCUGCAAGCCGCCAACGCAGACAUCCAGCAGGCCUGGGUGCAGGACAUCAAUCAAGUCUUAGAAACACAGCGAGACUUCCUAAAUGCACUUCAGUCGCCCAUUGAGUAUCAGCGGAAAGAAAGGAGCACAGCUGUGAUGAGGUCUCAGCCAUCUAGGGUUCCCCAAGCCAGCCCCAGGCCCUAUUCCUCUGUCGCCGGGGGCGCUGACAAGCCCCCAAAGGGCUCCAGCUAUAACCCGCCUCUGCCACCCCUGAAGAUAUCUACCUCCAAUGGCAGUCCAGGGUUUGACUAUCACCAGCCUGGGGACAAGUUUGAGGCCAGCAAGCAGGGCGACCUGGGGAGCUGCAAUGGGACCUCCUCCAUGGCCGUGAUCAAAGAUUACUAUGCACUGAAGGAGAACGAAAUCUGUGUGAGCCAAGGUGAGGUGGUCCAGGUCCUCGCCGUCAACCAGCAGAACAUGUGCCUGGUGUACCAGCCUGCCAGCGACCGUUCGCCCGCGGCCGAGGGCUGGGUCCCGGGCAGCGUCCUGGCACCCCUCACCAAAGCCACCGCGGCAGCAGAAAGUAGUGACGGAAGCAUCAAGAAGUCAUGUUCAUGGCAUACCCUACGAAUGAGAAAGCGGGCGGAAGUGGAGAACACGGGUAAAAAUGAAGCCACAGGGCCUCGUAAACCCAAGGAUAUUCUGGGCAACAAAGUCUCUGUUAAAGAGACGAACAGUUCCGAGGAGUCAGAGUGUGAUGAUCUUGACCCUAAUACUAGCAUGGAGAUCUUAAAUCCAAAUUUCAUCCAAGAAGUGGCCCCAGAAUUCCUUGUGCCCUUAGUGGAUGUGACCUGCUUGCUUGGGGACACGGUGACAUUGCAGUGCAAAGUCUGUGGGCGGCCGAAGCCCACCAUCACUUGGAAGGGACCAGACCAGAACAUCCUUGACACCGACAACAGCUCGGCCUCAUACACCGUCUCCUCCUGUGAUUCUGGGGAAAUCACCCUGAAGAUCUGCAAUCUGAUGCCCCAGGACAGUGGGAUUUAUACCUGCAUAGCAACAAAUGACCAUGGCACCACAUCUACGUCUGCUACAGUUAAAGUGCAAGGUGUUCCGGCAGCCCCUAACCGCCCCAUUGCCCAGGAGAGAAGCUGCACCUCCGUGAUCCUCCGCUGGCUGCCUCCCUCCAGCACUGGAAACUGCACUAUUUCUGGCUACACAGUGGAGUACCGGGAGGAAGGUUCCCAGGCCUGGCAGCAGUCGGUAGCUUCGACCUUGGACACUUACCUUGUCAUCGAAGACCUCAGUCCGGGGAGUCCUUAUCAGUUCCGAGUCAGCGCCAGUAACCCCUGGGGUAUCAGCCUUCCCAGCGAGCCCUCAGAGUUUGUGCGACUCCCAGAGUACGAUGCUGCUGCUGAUGGUGCCACCAUUUCUUGGAAGGAUAAUUUUGAUUCAGCUUAUACUGAGCUUAAUGAAAUUGGAAGAGGCCGUUUCUCCAUAGUGAAGAAGUGUAUUCACAAAGCUACCCGCAAGGAUGUCGCUGUGAAAUUCGUUAGCAAAAAAAUGAAGAAAAAAGAGCAGGCUGCCCACGAGGCUGCCCUACUCCAGCACUUGCAGCACCCUCAGUACAUCACUCUCCACGACACCUACGAAUCCCCCACAUCCUACAUCCUGAUUUUGGAACUGAUGGAUGAUGGCCGGCUCUUAGACUACCUUAUGCAUCAUGAUGAGCUGAUGGAAGAGAAAGUAGCUUUCUACAUCCGAGAUAUCAUAGAAGCCCUGCAGUAUCUUCACAACUGCAGGGUUGCCCAUUUGGACAUCAAGCCUGAAAACCUGCUCAUUGACCUUCGCAUUCCAGUACCUCGAGUGAAGCUCAUAGACCUGGAGGAUGCCGUCCAGAUCUCGGGGCACUUCCACAUCCACCACCUGCUGGGGAACCCCGAGUUUGCCGCCCCAGAAGUGAUCCAAGGCAUCCCCGUCUCCCUGGGCACAGACAUCUGGAGCAUUGGGGUACUGACGUAUGUCAUGCUGAGUGGCGUGUCCCCCUUCUUGGAUGAGAGUAAAGAGGAGACAUGUAUCAACGUGUGCAGGGUGGACUUUAGCUUCCCACAUGAAUACUUCUGUGGCGUGAGCAAUGCUGCCAGAGACUUCAUCAAUGUGAUCCUGCAGGAAGACUUCCGGAGGAGGCCCACAGCAGCCACCUGCCUGCAGCAUCCCUGGCUGCAGCCCCACAAUGGCAGCUACUCCAAAAUCCCCCUGGACACCUCCCGCCUGGCGUGCUUCAUAGAACGCCGCAAGCAUCAGAAUGACGUGCGGCCUGUCCCCAACGUCAAGAGCUACAUCGUCAACCGGGUAAACCAAGGGACGUAGCCAUCUCCUAGCCCUUGGGGUUUCACAUGGAAGUGCAGUGUGAACCAAAGCAAGACUGAAUGUCUGUAAAUAAUUCUGUUAGUUCACUCCAUGCAGUUCUCUGGAUCGAGAGAUGUACCUCUUAAACCUCAUCAGGGGUUAUUCAGGGUCUGGGCAGCCGUAAAAUUACCCUAAAUCCAGGGGCUUUUCAGAAGGUCAUUCGGAAGAGGUAAAGAUGCAAAGAGUCACCCAAACCAUUAAAGAGAAGGCCAAGGAGAACAAGAAUAUUAGCUGUUAGACGAUUUUAAUAGUGUGUUCCAAAAUGAGUGGUUAACUGGGCAAACCCAAAGCUCACUGUAGUGAGCAUAAAAGGUUUCUAACUCUGCUGAAAUUUUAAGCAAAAAGUUCUAUUUAACAGAGAUGUCGUGUAUGCCAACUAUUCUGGUUUAGAUUACUUAGAUAUAGUUUCUUAAUAGGAUACAUAUACACAUACAGUAAAAUAUAUUCCAUUCAGUUUUCAGAGUUUUAUAAUAUAGAGGUAUAUAUGAAAUCAAUCAUAAGUAACUUUGAGUGCUCCAGUUAAGACAGUAAUUUAUUUACCGAAGCAUUACAUUGUUUUGACUAAGCACAAUUAGAUGACAAGUUUUUUAGAGCAUUUUAUAAAUCUUGUAUAGAAAUCUUUUACCAGAACCUGUGCAUUAAGAGAAAGCAACGUUACCUUUUGCAGUCGUGAAUGAGAUGAUUUUUCUCUCAGUCACAAGUAUUUGAUUAACAUAGGUUCUGUAUAUGAAACGCUACCCCCAAAUUCACCGGCAGCUUAGAGUUCAUCUGGCAGGAAAGCCUGCCAGGAAAGAAGUCCAAAUACAGUAAGAGUUCUGGGGUUAUUUUUAUGUCUACACUCGGUUUGAACUAGGUAAUGAAUAUAACAGGUUCAUACAAAAGGGCAAAUAGAAACCUUUCCUAUGGUUCCUAAGACCAACGUAACAACGCUUUCUGACUUCUUCUACAGCUGUAGAAGGCAGUCCUCAGAAAGUUGGUUUGCUUUAUUUCUAACCCCUUCUGGAAGCUAAGGGGUGCUUACCAAAAGGAGGCAGCCAUAUAGGCCUUAUAAAGGCCUGGUCCCAAGUCCUUUUUGAAGCCAUGGAAUAAAAUCUGAUACAUCACUCUAACAGAGCAUUGAGUUUCGACUGUGAUUCCAAUACCCGUCACCACUCAGCCGCUGAUAUUUCCCUGGACCAAAAGGACAAAUUGCACUUUGAGGCCAACGCUGCUUCCCGGCAUGUGUUCUCCACUCCCAGUGAUUAUGAACUGCCCUUUCCCCAGCUAGUGGGGGAAAAAAAAAUUCAACCUGGGCAUUUCAUGGUUGUUUUUCUUUCUUUGUUUUUGGGGAACAAUUUUUGGGGGUUUUUUGUGUGUUGGUACUUGACCCACCCUUUGUUUUCUAGGAUAUGCAAAUAAUAUUUUUAAAAAAUAACUCAAGUGUUUGUCCUCAAAUCAGUUUUAAUGGCAUUGCUUCUCUCCUAUGAUAGGAUUGAGAAAAUUAAAAUCAAGCUGCACAAAAGUGCAAGCAGAGAGUUUAUGAAGGAUAAAUAGAAUUACAAACCUAUCUAAAUGAAAAGGAAUGGUGGAAACGAAGUCUGAACUUUAAUAUAUAAAAACACUUAUUCCCACAGCGGAAAUAUAGAAUUAAAACCACUCAUCUGUCUUUUCCAUUGGUCUUAGAGUCAACUUCCUCAUCUACCCUCCGCCUCAUCCCAUCCAAGAUUAUAGAUUAAUCAAUUAGUAGAAAGUACAAGCAAUAAGACUAGAUAGCACUUCGUAUUUUUAGGAUUAACCAAAUACGUGGAAACUGAUUCCAACUGUUAUUUGGUUCCUAGUUUCGAAUGGCCCUGGGUCACCAAGGCGCCCUCCCUCAGAGAUCGCCCUUGACCAACCCUCCCUAGUCUUCAUUUAAACCUACAUGUAUAUACAAAUACUAUCUGAUCUAAUAUUUUAAAAUUUAAAACAUAUUUACUAAAAAACCUUUUAGUAAACAUGUCUCUAUUGUGAGAUCUAGCCUAAAAGAAGCCUGGUCCCUAGGGCUAGUCACCGGAUGGAGGGCAGGCACUGAGGAUUCCAAAUACCCAUAAAAUGUGACUUGGCAAGGUCUGUUUCAUCCACUGUGCACAGCAACUAAAGAAAUCUGUGCUGAGUCCUUUUGAGUGUGUAUGACCAUGUAAGAGACUGGUUGAGAUUCUGCUGGAGAAGAUUCGAGCCUUGGACAGUAGUGCACAGAGGGCACAGGAGAGAAUUCAUGAAAUCAUGUUGUGGGAGGGAAGCUGACAGAAUGGUGGAGCCAAAAGUUUUAUAUCAGCUUUUACAUCAGAGUUGGAACAGCCCAGGUGUGGGGUUGCGUGGAAUUUCCCCUCCCCACAAGUACACAUGCUGGGGAAAUGGGGAGACAGGAGAGGCAGGACAUAGAAAUGAAAAGUAGGAUGAUUCUGUUAACUGGAGCCAAAGUACAAUCAUUAGAAUUAAUUUAACAGAGGCCCCAAGAGAAAGGGUGUGUAUUUUAUAUAGUUUGAUAACUGAAUUAAACUAACAGAGAGGUUCCCUGUCUGCAAAGCCCCUGCCCACUCCCCGACAGAAGUAAUUUAGCAAUCCUGGCUCAAGAAUUCUCCAUAGGGAGCUGGAAAUAACAAGGAAGGCUUUAACAGGGAAGCCCAGAAGGUGGGGCUUGGGAAAUGUACUUGAGGUUGCUCUGUGGGCAACCAUGGGGGGGGACGGAGGAUUAAUAACCACUUUCUUGUACCUGUUUUGGCAGAUAAUUGCUUUCUGGUAGAGAGGGGAAGAAGAGAAAAUGGUCCACUUCGACCAUAGUUUUUGAAAUCAAAACUUAACUGGGAAUUAGUGGAAGUGAGCUUCCAGUUGAAAUGGGAAAAAUUAGUGUUGGUUAAUGUCAUAAAUUUCUUGCUUGUUUUUUUUUCAUUGCAUAGAGUUUUGAGGU
Molecule: messenger RNA, 6963 nt
Organism: Hyaena hyaena (striped hyena)
Lineage: Eukaryota; Metazoa; Chordata; Mammalia; Carnivora; Hyaenidae
Product: kalirin-like
Exons: 27
Coding region: 126-3998 (1290 amino acids)
Biological process (GO): protein phosphorylation; axon guidance; intracellular signal transduction
Cellular component (GO): cytoplasm; postsynaptic density
Molecular function (GO): protein kinase activity; ATP binding; guanyl-nucleotide exchange factor activity
Source: RefSeq, a predicted model, not a curated record